GUCAUUCAAAUGUGUCUCUAGUUUGGUUGCUCAGAGUUGUUUGGUUGCUAUGUAAGCCGAUAACAGGAAGGUUCUAUGUUGGACUGUUAGCAGAAGUUAGAGCAAAACAACAGAGCAGACAGGAAAGGAAACCUAGAGAAGAAACUGCUGAGAAGAUGACACAUUCAGGAUUUCCAACCUAUGAUCUGACCUCUCCAAACACAGAGGAGGACAUUGUUCCUCACACAAUCAAUCUGCCUGACCUGAUGAACCAGAUCUGCGAGCUGCUCCAAACAUCGCUGAACCAUUUAUCCAUGACAGUGAUGCAGGAAAAGCUCCUGCUCAAGCAGAGGAGCUCUUACUAUUAUACCAUCGUGAAGGAUCAUCUGAGACCACAGGAAGAUCAACAGGAAUCCACCUCUGUGUCCUUUGUGAAGUCUCACUUGGGCUCGGAUAGGCUCCAGGGUGUGACGCGCUGGGCAAGCUCACAGGUGAUGAUCUUUCUGACCUAUUUAGAAAUGCUGCUGCAGAAAAUCACCAUCAACCGUCAGAACCUGGAAGCCUUUAUCGCAAAGUGGCAACAGGUUGGAGUAGAUGUAGAUGAGGUGGUCUCUGCAGAGCAGCAGCUCCAGCAAGUCCAACAGCACAUGACAGACUUUGAGACAAGAAUGGCGAGAAGCAUCGAGCCGCUGACCCUCAACAGCUUGUUCCUCCUUCAGAUGAGGAACUCCUUUCUCCCUCGGGUUCAAAUGUUGGUGGUCGACCGAGGUCCGGUGAUGUUCCACAGGGAUAAGUUACUAAUUUCUCCCAACUCCGUGUACCUGUUUUGGUACAUCGCAGGUGAGCAGUCUGAGGAGCCACAAUGCGUGUUCGAAGUUGUGGUAAAAACCCCUUCCCCUCACAUACAGAUUUUGAGGGAGGCUGUCUGCUUAAACUAUGAAUAUGGUGUCGAGAACCUAAUGCCAGACACCUGCUACACAUUCACCAUAAGCAGGGUGUUCAGCUCUACAAGGGUGUACCAACGCUGGACCGACACCCUUACCUUGAGGACUCUAAGCUCCGGCCCGCCGCACAGAACAGAGCAUCAGAGGAGUACCUAUGCAUGAAACCAAAGACCAGCACAGUGAAGGCAUUGGACUCUGACAGUUUGGAGGUCAGAAAAAAGGAAGAAGUGAGCAGUCAGUUUCAUGGAGAAAAACACAUUGGUCACUUAAUAAAUGUUCCUCUGGACAAA
This is a messenger RNA of Oryzias melastigma (Indian medaka), 1213 nucleotides long. RefSeq names its product fibronectin type III domain-containing protein 11. The transcript is spliced from 2 exons. Bases 156 to 1085 code for a protein of 309 amino acids. Lineage: Eukaryota; Metazoa; Chordata; Actinopteri; Beloniformes; Adrianichthyidae. The record is from RefSeq and is a predicted model, not a curated record. Gene Ontology annotation, molecular function: protein binding.